Molecule: messenger RNA, 1848 nt
Organism: Brettanomyces nanus
Lineage: Eukaryota; Fungi; Ascomycota; Pichiomycetes; Pichiales; Pichiaceae
Gene: SSB1
Product: Heat shock protein ssb1
Exons: 1
Coding region: 1-1848 (615 amino acids)
Biological process (GO): vesicle-mediated transport; protein refolding; cellular response to unfolded protein
Cellular component (GO): nucleus; cytoplasm; plasma membrane
Molecular function (GO): heat shock protein binding; ATP binding; misfolded protein binding
Source: RefSeq, a predicted model, not a curated record
AUGUCUGAAGGAACUUUCCCAGGUGCUAUUGGUAUCGAUUUGGGUACCACCUACUCGUGUGUUGCCGUUUACGACAAGACAGCCGGUGUUGAAAUCAUCGCUAACGAGCAAGGUAACAGAACCACCCCAUCCUACGUUGCUUUCACUCCAGAGGAGAGAUUGGUUGGUGAUGCUGCCAAGAACCAAGCUGCUUUGAACCCAACAAAUACUGUGUUUGAUGCUAAGAGAAUGAUUGGUAGAGCUUUCAACGACGAGAAUGUCCAAAAGGAUAUUAAGACCUGGCCAUUCAAGGUUAUCGACGAUGCCGGAAACCCUAAAAUUCAGGUUGAAUAUUUGGGCGAAUCUAAGACUUUCUCUGCUCAGGAGAUUUCUUCCAUGGUUUUGAAUAAGAUGAAAGAGACUGCCGAGGCCAAAAUUGGUCAGCCAAUUCAGAAGUCUGUCGUUACCGUUCCAGCAUACUUCAACGAUGCUCAGAGACAGGCCACUAAAGAUGCUGGUGCCAUUGCCGGUAUGAACGUGUUGAGAAUCAUUAACGAGCCAACCGCUGCCGCUAUUGCUUACGGUUUAGGUGCUGGUAAGACCGAGACGGAGAAGCACAUUUUAAUCUUUGACUUGGGUGGAGGUACUUUCGAUGUCUCUCUUUUGAACAUCAAGGGUGGUGUCUUCACUGUCAAGGCCACAGCUGGUGAUACUCACUUAGGUGGUCAGGACUUUGACAACAACAUGUUGGAUUUCUUCCAAAAGGACUUCAAGAAGAAGACUGGCUUGGACAUCUCUAAGGAUGCCAGAGCUUUAAGAAGAUUGAGAACAGCUGCCGAGAAGGCCAAGAGAACUUUGUCCUCUGUGACCCAAACUACAGUUGAAGUUGAUUCUUUGUCCGAUGGUGAGGACUUUUCUACUACCAUCACUAGAGCUCGUUUCGAGGACUUAAACAGCGACUUGUUCAAGUCUACUUUGAAGCCUGUCGAUCAGGUCAUGAAGGAUGGUGGUCUUUCUAAGGCCGAGGUUGAUGAGGUUGUUUUGGUCGGUGGUUCUACCAGAAUUCCAAAGGUUCAAAAGUUGUUGUCCGAUUUCUUCGAUGGUAAACAAUUGGAGAAGUCGAUCAACCCUGAUGAGGCUGUUGCUUAUGGUGCUGCCGUUCAAGGUGCUAUUUUGACUGGUCAGUCUACUUCUGACGAUACCAAGGAUUUGUUGUUGUUGGAUGUCAUUCCAUUAUCUCUCGGUGUUGCCAUGCAAGGUAAUGUGUUUGCUCCUGUUGUUCCAAGAAACACCACUGUGCCUACCAUCAAGAGAAGAACCUUCACCACUGUUGAGGACAUGCAAACUACUGUUCAGUUCCCAGUCUACCAGGGUGAGAGAGUCAACUGUGUUGAAAACACAUUGCUUGGUGAGUUCGACUUGAAGGGAAUUCCUCCAAUGCCAGCUGGUGAACCAGUCUUGGAAGCAAUCUUUGAGAUUGAUGCUAACGGAAUUUUGAAGGUUACUGCUCUUGAAAAGUCUACUGGUAAGUCUGCUAACAUUACCAUCUCCAACUCUGUCGGCAGAUUGUCUAAUGAUGAGAUUGAAAAGAUGAUCAACGAUGCUGACAAGUUCAAGAAGUCCGAUGAGGAAUUCGCUAAAAAGCACGAGGCUCACCAGAGACUCGAGUCUUACGUCUCCUCUGUCGAAUCUACUGUCACUGACCCUGUUCUUUCCGCUAAGAUGAAGAAGUCUCAAAAGAACAAAAUCGAGACUGCAUUAUCAGACGCUUUGGCUUCCUUGGAAUUGGAAGACUCUAGCGCGGAUGACUUGAGAAAGGCCGAGUUGAACUUGAAGAGAACUGUCAACAAGGCCAUGAACUCUCGUUAA